This is a messenger RNA of Myotis myotis, 1767 nucleotides long. RefSeq names its product CTD nuclear envelope phosphatase 1 (gene CTDNEP1). NCBI's taxonomy places the organism in Eukaryota, Metazoa, Chordata, Mammalia, Chiroptera, Vespertilionidae. The transcript has 10 exons. The record is from RefSeq and is a predicted model, not a curated record. The coding region runs from base 415 to 1185 and encodes 256 amino acids. Gene Ontology annotation, molecular function: protein serine/threonine phosphatase activity.
GGCCUAGUCUGGACGGAGGGGUCACACUAUGUCCCAUAGGCCCGGGGCGGCGCGCGCGGAGGGGCCUCUCCCGCGCCUGGCGCACAUACGCCCCGCCGGGAACCGCAGUCCGGGUGAAGCGAAUACACGUCACCACCGGAAGUAGUGUCAGAGUCUCCGCGAAGCCGCCGGUGCCCCUCCCUGCCCAUGUGGGCCCCUGCGGGCUGCCCACGCCGGCCCCCCAGCUCCUGGUUUCGCUGGGCUUUGCCCUCGCCGGGGGUGGCCUUCUGAGCCGCCCGCCCCGUGCCCCUCUCUGCAGCCUCUCCUGCCAUUCGGGGCCCCCGUUUCCCCUCCCGGCGGCGGGGGGCUGCCCCCGGGGGGCUGGCGGAGCUGGGCCGCGGGGGCCCCGGGGCCGGCGGUGCCGGGGUCAUCGGGAUGAUGCGGACGCAGUGUCUGCUGGGGCUGCGCACGUUCGUGGCCUUCGCCGCCAAGCUGUGGAGCUUCUUCAUUUACCUUUUGCGGAGGCAGAUCCGCACGGUAAUUCAGUACCAAACUGUUCGAUAUGAUAUCCUUCCCUUAUCUCCUGUGUCUCGGAAUCGGCUAGGCCAGGUGAAGAGGAAGAUUCUGGUGCUGGAUCUGGAUGAGACACUUAUUCACUCCCAUCAUGAUGGGGUUCUGAGGCCCACGGUCCGACCUGGAACACCUCCUGACUUCAUCCUCAAGUCCUUCCCUGUUCCUCUACAGGUGGUAAUAGACAAACAUCCUGUCCGGUUUUUUGUACAUAAGAGGCCCCAUGUGGAUUUCUUCUUAGAAGUGGUGAGCCAGUGGUACGAGCUGGUCGUAUUCACAGCAAGCAUGGAGAUUUAUGGCUCUGCUGUGGCAGAUAAACUAGACAAUAGCAGAAGCAUUCUCAAGAGAAGAUAUUACAGACAGCACUGCACUUUGGAAUUGGGCAGCUACAUCAAGGACCUCUCUGUGGUCCACAGUGACCUCUCCAGCAUUGUGAUCUUGGAUAACUCCCCAGGGGCUUACAGGAGCCAUCCAGGUACGGGGAAAUGUGACAAUGCCAUCCCCAUCAAGUCCUGGUUCAGCGACCCCAGCGACACGGCCCUUCUGAAUCUGCUCCCCAUGCUGGAUGCCCUCAGGUUCACCGCUGAUGUUCGCUCUGUGCUAAGCCGAAACCUUCACCAACACCGGCUCUGGUGACAGCUGCUCCCCCUCCACCUGAGUUGGGGUGGGGGGGAGAGGGAGGGUGAGCCCUCGAGAUGCUGUCUGAUGCCCUGUCCAAUGGUGAGGACUGCCUGGGCAGGGUCUGCCCCUCCCUCCCCUCUCUGCCCUGGGAGCCCUGCACUCCAUAUGGAACCUGGAUGGACACAUGGGCCAGACUCUGAAGCAGCCUCUCUCUAACUUCCUGUUCGCACUCCCUGGAAACCCCAGACUGGGACAUAAGCAGAGGUCUAGGAGAGCGGAAACAGUGUCUGUGAUGGAGAGAGGACUGGCCAGAGUGAGACAGACAUUCAAUAAUCCGGGAGGCUCAGAGAGAAGCCAAGCCAGCUUUGUUGUGAUUUAAUUUUUUAAAAAACUCUUGUACAAAACUGAUCUAAUUCUUCACUCCAAGGGCUGGGUUGUGGGUGGGAAACGGAUUUGGGCCACUGGAUUUCCCCCAGACUUGUCCCCUCCCCUCCUUUUCUCUACAUUUUCCUUUCUUAGAUUUCCUCAGACCUGUAACCAGCUUUCUCUCUCUGUUCCCCCCUCUUUUAAACCAUGCAUUAUAACUUUGAAACCAAA